AUGUCCAAGGACCAGAAGACUCGCUUCUGGUGGAGUGUCUGUCACAUGUUUGUUGCAGCGUAUACACUGUGGAGCGCGCAUGGCUCCCUGGCAAUGACGGCUUUAUCACACUUGAUCCUAUUCGACUCUCUGGGGGCAUUACUUUGCGUAGCCGUGGACGUACUCGGCAAUUUCGAGGUGUGGAAGAGAUCGAGCGUUCGGCACCCAUUCGGGUUGGAACGUGCAGAAGUAUUGGCCGGCUUUGCGAUGUGUGUACUGUUGCUGUUCAUGGGCAUGGACCUCAUUUCCCACAGUCUUCAGCACUUUCUUGAGUCAUCUUCUGGCCAUGAGCCACACCACCCACAUGUCCAUGAACGUGCUUCUAUAGGGAGCGUGGAUCUCACUGCCCUCCUGGCAAUUUCGUCGACAUUGGUCUCCGCAAUUGGCUUGAAGAAUCACGGACUACUGCCGCUGGUAUCCAUCCAGCUCUAUAACUGGCUCGAUGUCCUCUUGUCCAGUACCAUCUCGAUCUCGAUGUGUGUGAUUGGCGUGCGCCUGGUUAAGACCUUGGGUUCCAUGCUUCUUAUGUCGUACUCUGGCAAAGGGGUUACCGAUGUUAUCCGCGAUAUCGAGGCUGACCCGUGUGUCUUUGGCAUCGAUGAUGCGAGGUUUUGGCAGGUUCAUUACGGACUCUGUAUGGCAAACUUGAAACUCCGCGUUUCAGGAACCGAAGAGAACCUUAUUCGACUCCGCGAACGCAUAUCCAGCUUGAUUAAAAACCGACUCGGCGGAGGAUAUGGGUCCGGUGGGCAGAAAUGGGAGGUGACCUUGCAGUUCACUAUAGAGAACUCAUGA
Aspergillus terreus NIH2624 is the source of this 834-nucleotide messenger RNA. Its product is annotated as cation efflux family protein family. Gene Ontology annotation, biological process: intracellular zinc ion homeostasis; zinc ion transport; transmembrane transport. NCBI's taxonomy places the organism in Eukaryota, Fungi, Ascomycota, Eurotiomycetes, Eurotiales, Aspergillaceae. The record is from RefSeq and is a predicted model, not a curated record. The coding region runs from base 1 to 834 and encodes 277 amino acids. The transcript is spliced from 2 exons. Gene Ontology annotation, cellular component: membrane; Golgi apparatus. Gene Ontology annotation, molecular function: zinc ion transmembrane transporter activity.